UGCCGCGACGCCGCCAUGGGGCAGUGCUUCCGCGGGGCGAGCUGCGCGUAUGUCCACGGAGAGGUCUGCGACCUGUGUGGGCGGCAGGUCUUGCACCCGGGGGAUGCUGCCCAGAGGGCAGAGCACAGACGCGCCUGCGUGGAGACCCACGAGCAGGACAUGCGGUUCUCGUUCGCCGUGCAGCGCAGCCUGGAGAAAGUGUGCGGCAUCUGCAUGGAGGUGGUGUCUGAGAAAGCCAACCUCAGCGACCGCCGCUUCGGCAUCCUGUCCAACUGCAACCACGCCUACUGCCUUAAGUGCAUCCGCACGUGGAGGUCGGCCCGAGAGUUUAGGAGCAGGGUGGUCAAAUCCUGCCCGCAGUGCAGGGUCUCCUCCCGCCUGGUCAUCCCCAGCGAGCUCUGGGUGGAGGAGGCGGAGGAGAAGGAGAAGCUUGUGGAGCAGUACAAGGAGGCGAUGAAAACCAAGACCUGCAGGUAUUUUGCGCUAGUCAGGGACUGCUGCCCGUUUGGAGAGGACUGUUUUUACAAGCAUGCAGACCCCGAGGGCCAGGGAGAGGAGGAGCCUGAGAGGCAGGGUGCUGGGGCAUCCAGCAGACAACCUUUGGAGCCUGAGCAGGUGGGAGAGGGCAGCAUGCUUUUUCAAAGCCGUAACAAAGAGCUUGUCACGCUUUGGCUGGCCAGUCUGUUGUGGUGUCAGUGUUUUCUUUCACCGGGAGGCAGUGAGCUCCGUCUGUCGGAGGACCGGCUUCUGCUCUCAAAGUGA
Molecule: messenger RNA, 762 nt
Organism: Miniopterus natalensis
Lineage: Eukaryota; Metazoa; Chordata; Mammalia; Chiroptera; Miniopteridae
Source: RefSeq, a predicted model, not a curated record